AUGAAGCUCACACCUAAUGUCGUCUCUGAGCAGCCAACUGGAGCAUUGCCAUCAGGAGUUCAGUCGCUCGCUGAUCGCUACAGUGAGGAUCUACCAUCUCCAGACAGUCUACUAUGUGAAUACCACAGAUGGUGGAGGAAAUGGCAGGCCAAUGGUGAGACAGUUCCUCCAGCAACUAUCCGGGACGCCCUCCAGUCAUGUGAGGCUGGAUUUUAUCCUAACCUCAACAUUCUGCUGAGGAUGUUGUGCACUGUGCCAGUCACUACAGCGAAAUGCGAGAGAUCCAUCAGCACCAUUCGUCGGCUAAAAACCUACCUGCACUCAACAAUGAAAAGCGAAAGACUGAAUGGACUAGCACUGAUGACGAUCCAUUAUGGAAUCAGCGUAGACAUUGGUGCUGUUGUGAGUGACUUUGCCUCCAGUCUUCCCACUCGCAUGAAAUUUGACAGUGUGGACUUUCUCCGGAAAAGUUAG
Molecule: messenger RNA, 474 nt
Organism: Mizuhopecten yessoensis (Yesso scallop)
Lineage: Eukaryota; Metazoa; Mollusca; Bivalvia; Pectinida; Pectinidae
Product: 52 kDa repressor of the inhibitor of the protein kinase-like
Exons: 1
Coding region: 1-474 (157 amino acids)
Molecular function (GO): protein dimerization activity
Source: RefSeq, a predicted model, not a curated record